CUUCUGUUGUGUCGUCACUUCCUACAGACGGUUCAUACACUUCCGGAAGAAGCGGAAGACAACAGUGGAAACUCAGCGGCUCGUUUUAUUUACCGAUAAGAAAACAGAAACAGACAUUUUGAUUUGAGUCGUUUGACGACUAAAUAUCUGAACUGUCGACAUGUUUUCCUUCCACGUAUACGACCACCAGAUGCCCCGGGGAUUUCAGAACCGGUUCUCCACUCAGUACCGCUGCUACUCGGUGUCGAUGCUGGCAGGUCCCAACGAUCGGUCCGACGUGGAGAAAGGAGGCAAAAUAAUAAUGCCGCCUUCAGCUCUCGACCAGCUCAGCAGGCUUAAUAUCACCUAUCCAAUGCUGUUCAAGCUGACGAACAAGAACUCAGACAGAAUGACCCACUGUGGUGUUCUGGAGUUUGUGGCCGAUGAGGGAAUCUGCUACCUGCCACACUGGAUGAUGCAGAAUCUCCUGCUGGAGGAAGGUGGUCUGGUCCAAGUGGAAAGUGUUAACCUCAUGGUGGCGACUUACUCAAAGUUCCAGCCGCAGAGCCCAGAUUUCCUGGACAUUACAAACCCCAAGGCAGUACUGGAGAAUGCAUUGAGAAACUUUGCCUGCUUGACGACUGGUGAUGUCAUAGCUAUCAACUACAAUGAAAAGAUAUAUGAACUGCGAGUAAUGGAGACCAAGCCGGAUAAGGCGGUAUCCAUCAUCGAGUGUGAUAUGAAUGUGGAUUUUGAUGCUCCGUUGGGUUACAAAGAGCCUGAACGACGACCUCCGCACCAGGAAGAACCAACAGAGGAAGAAGGAGAUCCCAGCAGUUACGCUGACAUGGACAUGGGAUUCAGAGCCUUCACUGGCUCUGGCAAUCGUUUGGAUGGUAAAACAAAAGGGAUUGAGCCCAGCCCUGCCCCUCUUUGCCCAAGUGACAUCAAAAGAGGCAUUCCCAACUAUGACUUCAAAGUUGGCAGGAUCACCUUCAUCAGAAACUCGAGGCCUGUGCCCAGGAAAUUUGCAGAAGAUGAUGACGCCUUGAACAGAUUCAUCGCCUUCUCUGGGGAAGGACAAUCACUACGCAAGAAGGGCAGAAAGCCUUGAAGGAUUUGAAAUAAAGAGACUGGCUAAUGUG
Larimichthys crocea (large yellow croaker) is the source of this 1124-nucleotide messenger RNA. RefSeq names its product ubiquitin recognition factor in ER associated degradation 1 (gene ufd1l). NCBI's taxonomy places the organism in Eukaryota, Metazoa, Chordata, Actinopteri, Sciaenidae. Gene Ontology annotation, biological process: ubiquitin-dependent protein catabolic process; ERAD pathway. The record is from RefSeq and is a predicted model, not a curated record. Bases 161 to 1093 code for a protein of 310 amino acids. Gene Ontology annotation, cellular component: VCP-NPL4-UFD1 AAA ATPase complex. The transcript has 12 exons. Gene Ontology annotation, molecular function: polyubiquitin modification-dependent protein binding.